AGAGGCGAGUUGUGCAGAAUCCGUUGUUGGACUUGGGAGAGAAGUCAACAUCAAUCGCACUUGCAAGUACCUUGGGUAAAAAUAGAAAACAUCCCAACUCGCAUCAGUCUGAAAGCCAAUGGCUCGCAGCUCUCCCCGCUUACUCGAUAGGGAAGGUGGGCCAGGCUCCCACGUUCGAGGCAGACAUGGCGGGGCCCAAACAACUCUCCACGACCUGACGACCUCACGGCUUGACGUCGUUCCCGUCUUUGCUUCGAGCAGCUCCCGCUACGUCAAUCAAACUACGAGGUCACGAUGCAGUCCGGCAUCUCUGCAUCGCAGGAGCUGGUCUCCCAAUUCAACGACCUACUCUCGUCCGACAAACACUUCGGCCUCCUCGUGACCAUCGCCUCCGAGCAGCUGCAGCCGUUGCAACUCUUGACGCCGUCGUCUCCCGCAUCCUUCGAUUCCAACGUCGAGUCUCUGCUGGGGCCGCACAUCAAGCCCAAUGAGGCCCUCUACAUCAUCGUCCGCAAGCACCCGUCCGCACCGGCCCUCGUGGCUGUGACAUACGUGCCCGACACCGCUCCCGUGCGCCAAAAAAUGUUGUUUGCGUCGACACGCCUGACCCUCGUGCGCGAGCUCGGGAGCGAGCAUUUCCGCGACACCUUCUUUGCCACCAUGCCCGAGGAGCUCAGCCCGGCGGGGUUCAAGAAGCACGACGCCCACAGCGCGCUGGAGGCUCCACUCACCGAGGAGGAGAGAAGUCUGGGCGAGGUCAGGCGCGCUGAGCAGGAGGCGGGCAUGGGUACGGGAACGCGCGAGAUCCAUCUGAGCAAGAACCUGGCCACGCCAAUCGCCGAGGAUGCCCUGCAGGCCCUGAAAGAACUCGGCGCUGGGGAUGGGCGGACAUUGGUCAUGCUGAAAAUCAACCCGGAGUCCGAGUCUGUUGAGUUGGUCACGGAUGACUCCGCCCCCACGUCAAUCCCCGAGCUGGUGCAGACCAUCUCACCCACAGAGCCCCGUUUCACAUUCUACCGGUUUACGCACACGCACGAGGGCACCGAGUCUAGCCCGCUGCUGUUCCUCUACACGUGCCCGACCAACUUCAGCACCAAGGCCAUCAAGUUCCGCAUGAUGUACCCUCUGAUGAAACGCGCCGUUCUCACCAUUGCUGAAAAGGAGGCCGGCUUGCAACCGGACAAGAAGUUCGAGGUGGAGGAUGCCACUGAGGUCACGGAACAGGGCGUGAUGGAGGAACUGCACCCGAGGGCUGAGGUGAAGAAAGGGUUCACCCGUCCGAAGCGGCCGGGUCGGUGAACACCUAGUGUGAUAGCUUGAAACGCAAAGACCUCGUUUACCCUUG
Molecule: messenger RNA, 1345 nt
Organism: Chaetomium fimeti
Lineage: Eukaryota; Fungi; Ascomycota; Sordariomycetes; Sordariales; Chaetomiaceae
Exons: 3
Coding region: 295-1299 (334 amino acids)
Biological process (GO): actin filament depolymerization; barbed-end actin filament capping
Cellular component (GO): cytoplasm; actin filament
Molecular function (GO): actin filament binding; actin monomer binding
Source: RefSeq, a predicted model, not a curated record